CAGUUAUGGCUUGAAUACAGGGGUUAUGAGUCCGAGUUUGCCGCAUGGAUAUGGAAUGGGAACAAGGGCAUGGCAUGACUCCCUGGGGAUGGGUACGGCACAGGUCACGGCUAUGGUACAGGUCACAGCUAUCUAGGACUUGGGUAUGGCACAGGUCACGGGUAAACCCCGGUCUUGGGUAUGGACAGGUCACGGCUACCCAGGUCUUGGGUAUGGCACAGGUCACGGCUUCCCAGGCUUGGGUAUGGCACAGGUCACAGCUACCCAGGUCUUGGGUUUUGGCACAGGUCACGGCUUCCCAGGCCUUGGGUUUUGGCACAGGUCACGGCUAUGGUACAGGUCACAGCUAUCUAGGACUUAGGUAUGGCACAAGUCCUCGGGUAUGGCACGGUCUUUGGGGACGGCACAGGUCCGGCUUCCCCGGCCUUGGGUAUGGCACAGGUCACGGCUAUCACACAGGUCUCAGCUAUCCAGGUCUCGGGUACGGGACAGGUCACGGCUUCCCCGGCCUUGGGGAUGGCACAGGUCCACGGCUACCCAGGUCCCCGGGCACGGCACAGGUCACGGCUACCCAGGGCUCGGGCACGGCUUGCUGGCGGACGACGACAAGGACCACUUCACGGGCUACGCCUCCACGAACACCAUGGGUCGUCACGGGCACCAGUUCGGACGAUGACUCGCACUUCGGCGCCCCUGCCGGGUUAUGGAGGCUUCGAGUCGGUCCUGGUAUCGGAGCCUCACUUGGUACCGGAUCGGGUAUGAGCGCUUCGAUAGGUAGCGGUUCAGGUAUCGGAGCUUCAGUUUGGUAGCGGUUCUGGCAUGGGCGCUUCACUUGGUACCGGAUCGGGUAAUGAGCGCUUCGAUAGGUAGCGGUUCUGGUAUGGGCGCUUCACUUGGUACGGGCCUGGUAUCAGCGGUCUCCUUCAGACCAUCCCGGCGCACGGCUUCUAACACCAACACAGGGUAUCAUCCCGGGAGUCUAUUUGGAGGCAGCUCUGGAUACGGCAGCGGUAUCGGUAUUAGCGGUGGAUACGGAGUUGGAAAGAAAUAGAUACAUAA
Messenger RNA from Penaeus monodon (black tiger shrimp), 1059 nucleotides. Its product is annotated as putative per-hexamer repeat protein 5. Lineage: Eukaryota; Metazoa; Arthropoda; Malacostraca; Decapoda; Penaeidae. The record is from RefSeq and is a predicted model, not a curated record. The transcript has 2 exons. The coding region runs from base 45 to 809 and encodes 254 amino acids.